GUUUAUGAGGAGCUGGGGGCAGAGGCGGAGAAUUAGUCCGAGCGGAGCGAGCGAGCUGAGUGGUUGUGUGGUCGUGUCUCGGAAACCCGUAGCCUUUGCAGCAUGGCUGACCAACUGACUGAAGAGCAGAUUGCAGAAUUCAAAGAAGCCUUUUCACUAUUUGACAAGGACGGUGAUGGGACUAUAACAACAAAGGAGCUGGGGACUGUGAUGAGGUCUCUUGGGCAGAACCCCACAGAAGCAGAGCUACAGGACAUGAUUAAUGAAGUAGAUGCAGAUGGUAAUGGCACAAUUGACUUCCCUGAAUUUUUGACAAUGAUGGCAAGAAAAAUGAAAGAUACAGACAGUGAAGAAGAAAUUAGAGAAGCAUUCCGCGUGUUUGAUAAGGACGGCAAUGGCUAUAUCAGUGCAGCAGAGCUUCGCCACGUGAUGACAAACCUUGGAGAGAAGCUGACAGAUGAAGAGGUUGACGAAAUGAUCAGGGAAGCAGAUAUUGAUGGUGAUGGGCAGGUAAACUAUGAAGAGUUUGUACAAAUGAUGACAGCAAAGUGAAGACAUUGUACAGAAUGUGUUAAAUUUCUUGUACAAAAUUGUUUAUUUGCCUUUUCUUUGUUUGUAACUUAUCUGUAAAAGGUUUCCCCCUACUGU
Arvicola amphibius (Eurasian water vole) is the source of this 648-nucleotide messenger RNA. It is a transcript of the gene Calm2, whose product is annotated as calmodulin 2. Gene Ontology annotation, molecular function: calcium ion binding. NCBI's taxonomy places the organism in Eukaryota, Metazoa, Chordata, Mammalia, Rodentia, Cricetidae. Bases 103 to 552 code for a protein of 149 amino acids. The record is from RefSeq and is a predicted model, not a curated record. The transcript has 6 exons.